UGCCAAAUAUGGGCAUUUUCGGCCCUGGGUGGCACUUCCGCGAAGGGCCAUGGAAAUUUUGAACAAGCGAGCCGUUGGUGACAAAAAUAAACAAAACGAUCAGGACCUUUUUUUUUUUUUGGGUAUUAAUCUUCAUGGCGUGAUGGACAGCUCAUUUCAGCUGCUGCCAAACAAUCCAUGUCGUCAUCAUUGGACAUUCCUGCGAGCAUCCUUCCGGUUUCUUUGUGUUGACGUGAGGACUCAUGUGGUCUCCUUUUGCCGCUGCUGACGGCGUCCGUGUUGUGGAUGAAGAUGAGGAGCACCGGUGGAUGUUUGCUGCUGGCCCUGAUGCUCCUCUGCUGGCUGACGUGCGCGGAGUCAUCCUCAGGCGAGCACGAGCUGCGUAACGCCGACUCCUCGGACUUGAACCCGCAUCCGGACGGCAGCGUGCCGCCUCGCCGACACCGCUGGCAUCAUCGUCAUCAUCUUCAUCAUCAUCGCUCAGGUGGCGAGGUUCACGUGGAGCACGCCACUGUGGCCGCACGCCAUCUGGUUACUAUGUUUUUGGCAUUGGACGUCCGCAGUCUGAACACGGCUCUUCUUCGUUGGUUUCGCGGCGGCGUGGCGGCGGCGCUGGGAGUUCCUGUCGGCCUCGUCCACAUCAACGCUGUCGAUGAGGAGAAGAACGGCGUAGAGUUCUUCGUGUCCUCGGAGCGCCCGGAUGAUUCCGAGCCCCGCCCGGCCCGGGACGUGGUCCGAUCGCUCGACGUCAGGGUGCUUCAUCGCCACCUGGCGCACUUUGGCAUCACCGAAGUCUCCACCGAGAAGAAGGUCCUGCAGGGGGCGCCACGGGAGCACGCGCGGAGGCAGGAGUGCUUUUACAUCCUCUUCUUCACCAUCUUCAUCAUGGCCCUCGUCUGCUCGACGCUUUUCUAUCGUCUCAAGAAAACUUGGGAGCCACAGCCGAAAGCUGCGCCCCCGCAUUUCACCGCCAAGGCGGCCGCGCACGCUCCCCGGCGGCGUCGGCCGAUCGCGGCGGCCCGGCCGCUUCCCGCGCCCGCCCUCCCGCCGCCGCCCAGCCCCGCCCCUUCCUCCGAAGUCGACCGCGCCCCCCUGGCGAGCGUCGCGCCGGUAACGAAUGAGCUGGAUCCGUGCAGCUCCCCCUUCAGGAUGAAACUGCCAUCACGACUACAAGAGAGACGCGGCUCCAACGUGGCGCUCGUUCUCGACAUGUCGGUGCCCGUCGGCAUCGCCGUGGUGACGCCGCCGAGGGAAGAGGCGGCCCGCGAGUAUCUGAUGGCCGCGGGUCACGCGCUCACGCCGCAGCGACUGCGUGACCUCGUCAAAGACGCGCACACGCUACAUGCAGAGUUCUCGGAGAUCCCAAUGAACUUCACGGAUUCAAAGCAGGUGGACGUUCCCAACCACGGAAGCAAAAACCGAUACAAGACCAUCCUGCCCAGUGAGUCCUGGUUGCUAGAUCCUCAUUCCAGAGUCGUGCUGCAGUCCCCGCUCAGCACCUACAUCAACGCCAACUACAUCCGGGGUUACCGUGGCGACGAGAAGGCCUUUAUCGCCACGCAAGGCCCGAUGGUGAACACGGUGGACGACUUCUGGCUGAUGGCGUGGCAGGAAGCGGCCCCCGCUAUCGUCAUGAUCACCAAGCUCAAGGAGAAGAACGAGAAGUGCGUCCUCUACUGGCCGGAGAGGCGCGGCAUGUACAGGAAUGUCGAGGUGGAGGUCAACGGCGUACGAGAGCGUCAACACUACACUGCCAGACACAUCACGCUCAAGGCACCCAGGCGCAUGCCCACGCACACCGACUUUGGGCCUCGUACCCACACACUGCUUCAUUACUGGUUCACGUCGUGGCCUGACCACAAGACGCCCGACGCCACUUUGCCGCUGCUGCAGCUGAUGGACGACGUGGAGGCGGCGCGGCGGGCGGCGGCUUCGGGGCCCGUCAUCGUACACUGCAGCGCCGGGAUCGGCCGCACGGGCUGCUUCAUCGCCGCCAGCGUGGGCGCCCGGCAGCUGGCGGCGGAGGGGGCCGUAGACGUGCUGGCCAUCACGUGCCAGCUGCGCCUGGACAGGGGCGGAAUGAUCCAGACGGCGGAGCAGUACCAGUUUGUCCAUCACGCCUUGAGCCUGUACGAAUCCCGCCAGCGUCGCCGCGGCAAUCAAGACGUGUGAGGGCGGGGCUUGUUGACUUUGCCGGACGGGAGCGGGAGAAGAAGGAAGGUACGCUUUGGCGGCCGAGGAAGGUCUUUGUCGGUUUUCAACUGCAACUUCCUGUUCCGACGUUCACGCUCGAUGGCCGUGUUUCACUUUGAAAUUCCGAAAGAAAACCUUGAUCAAUGGAUAACUCAUUUUUCAUUGGUAUUAAUUCUAAUUGAGUCAAUGUAAGGAUUUAACCAGUUCAGUAAUCCAUUCCAAAAUGUUACCUGUGCAGUAAUCCCCUGCUAUAACGCUUGUACUUUUUGUCUCAAAUACGUUUACAAUGUGUUUUAAAAGUAUUUCAAUGUGAUGACGGCAUGUGGGAGGGUAUUUGAAGACUAAACAAAAAAAAGGUUAGAAUUUGGAUUCCAUUAUUGUAUAUCUAUACAUUUAAAAAAAAAUGUAUUCAGAAACGUUUACAAUGUGUUUAAAAAGUGUGUUUUAAUACAUGCAAAUGUGUUUGAGUGUGGGGGAGAUAUUUUAAGGGGUAAAAAAUUCACUAUAUUGGUGAAUACAUUUUGUAAAUAAAAUAAAAAAUAUUUAUAAAAUAAAGACGCACAAAUGUUCGCAUUCCAGACCGCCCACAAUUUUUUCCAAUGUUAAUUUAUCAAUAAAAAAUGAUGGUACCAUUUAAAAAAUAACUAUAUUUUUGAUUAAAUAAUGGUUUUAAAUCAAACCAUUGUUUCAUAAAAUUUAUUUCAGAAAUAUACCUUAUUUUUACCCAAAUGUAUUUACAGUAAAUGAACAUUUUAUGAACUGAAAUGAGAAAUAAUACAUUUCAAAAUGAAUACAUUUGAAUUCACGAAAAUGGCUGCAAAAAAAAAUAUUUCUGGACUCGAGAUGUCCUCUGAAUAAAAAUCGCUUGCCCACCUCUGCAUUUGACCACAAAUGUUUUUGUUGUUGUUGUUGUUGUUGUUUUCAACCCACAAUGGUGCAGGCAUCUCUUUGAUUGUAUAUUUUUUUCUUUGCGCUAAUAAGAACUUUAUUUUUAUAUUGUGUGUGUGUACUGUGUAGCAGCUGUUUGUGUCAAUAAAGGGAGAAAACCUUCAAAAAAGGAAACCAAAAAUGUCCCAAAUCUGCAUUAAAAAAGUGGCUAAAAUCUCAUUUUCAUCUUUUUGUGAUGGAAAAGCACUUUAGACCUUCAUCAUCCUCAUCAUUGCGUCACGUGACAAUGGUUGGAGCUGAAGGCUAACGUGAGAUGGUCCUAAACGCAAAUGGACUUGAAUGUUUAUUUUCUUGAAUAAAGUCGAUUGAAGGAAAACAA
Phyllopteryx taeniolatus (common seadragon) is the source of this 3460-nucleotide messenger RNA. RefSeq names its product protein tyrosine phosphatase receptor type R (gene ptprr). NCBI's taxonomy places the organism in Eukaryota, Metazoa, Chordata, Actinopteri, Syngnathiformes, Syngnathidae. The transcript is spliced from 17 exons. The coding region runs from base 286 to 2172 and encodes 628 amino acids. Gene Ontology annotation, molecular function: protein tyrosine phosphatase activity. Gene Ontology annotation, biological process: protein dephosphorylation. The record is from RefSeq and is a predicted model, not a curated record.